Messenger RNA from Leishmania braziliensis MHOM/BR/75/M2904, 3660 nucleotides. Its product is annotated as putative acyl-CoA binding protein. Gene Ontology annotation, biological process: fatty acid metabolic process. Gene Ontology annotation, molecular function: fatty-acyl-CoA binding. NCBI's taxonomy places the organism in Eukaryota, Euglenozoa, Kinetoplastea, Trypanosomatida, Trypanosomatidae. The record is from RefSeq and is a predicted model, not a curated record. The coding region runs from base 1 to 3660 and encodes 1219 amino acids. The transcript has a single exon.
AUGUUUCCUCUCCUGUCCUCUUUCCUUUCUCUCACGCCACUGAAGUGCGGUAACGCGUCUCGUCUUUGCGUCGCUGUCGCUGUUGUUCUCGUCAACUCCCUCGCUCUUUCCCUCCCUCCCUCUCUCUCACAUUCAUACACGCUCUCCAGCCCCACUGGCCCUAUAGCCACCACAUUCCACGCCCUCUCCUCUCUCUUCUUGGCGCACCGCGUCACACCCUCCUCUGCCCCAUACCGCGUCCCCGUCCUGUCAGCGUCAGUCUCUCCCUCUCUCUCCGUGUGUGUGUGUGUGUGUGUGUGGGCCUUCGCCCUUUUCGCGGUACACACAAAUUCGGUGCUUUUCCGUGCUUUCUUCGUUUGCUCGUUUAUUGACUCGUUGCGCGUGUCUUGUGCGUGCGCCCGUGUGUACCGCAGUGUGUCUAGUCCUGUCGCGCCUCUCAACCAGCGCCUCCGUCUCCGCCUCCACCUCAAGCUCUCCCCACCCCACCCCCUCCUUCGCUCCAGAUCGCUCGCUCUCUGCAAUCGCUUUCAUUCAGGUCUGCCUCUCAGCUCUCCCCACCCCCACCUCCUCUUCGCGUCCUCUCCUUGCUCAUCUACCGCUUUCCCACUUGCCUCCCUGGCGCCUUGGCUCCGCUCUACCCCUCACCGCAGUAUUUCCCCCGGCAUCAUGAUGCGUGGAGGAGCCGCCAAGGGCGCUGCUGUGCAGGCCGAGUUCACAGUCUUGCGCAAGCCCACUGAGGACAACAAGUACUGGUACACUGCCGUACACCAGGGCGAGCCCGUGACCUUCCGAGUACUCGAUGACAACGGUAUCGACCCCAUGGACGGGGCCGGCUACAUCAAGGCGCGCGUGCAAGCUAUGCAGAAGCAUGUGCAGGAGGCCUGCAUCGACAUCGCCGCCGAGAACGCCUACCGUGCUGUGCUGGUGGAGGUGAGUCUCAUGGACGAUCCCAUGGCAAUUCCUGAAGAGACACAACGCAACGUGGACUGCGCCGUGGACCUAUGGUACCCGCUGCACGUGGCACUCAUGACGGCCAACAAGUCAGCUGCGCAGGCACUUCUGCAGUUCCACAUGGAGCAUGCCUUAGAUGCGAUGACGCUCAUCGCGAACACUCCAAGCACAGUGAAUAGGCCGGACUCACUGCCUGCAGCACCGGCGUCCGGCGAUGGUGCUCUCCAUCCUCCUGGAGACGCUAGCACUGCUUCGAUUUCGCCGAUCGCUGUCACCCCAAUUCUUGAGUGCCAGGUGCGUCGAGAGCUGGGCGGUGCGGUGGUCCUGCUUGGCUACUUUGACGGUCGCAUCCGCCUCUUCUCCUCGGCUGCAGCUCGCAAGAGCUGCCCGCUGAGCCCAGUUCGAGCGGCGUCUCCGCAGGUCGAACCCAUCAGCGGUAGCCCUGUGGCUAUCGAGGGCGCCGUUGUUGGUGGAUGUCACUGCAGCACCGACACCGCUGUCGGUGAAAGCAUGCUUCUGCAGAACCUAUGUAAGCACAACGACGCUCUCCUGCGAGAGGAAGAGGCUCUCUUCGAGGACAAGGGCGAGGAGUACUGUCUGCGCAACAUCCUCGUGGUGAUGCGUCCGCUGCUGCAGAGCGUCGUCCUCGAGAUUAAACGGCGCGCGCAGUGCACGACGACGACCGCGUCCUUGUCCUCGCAGCACCACAACCACCGUCACAAGGCGAGUGGGGAGUCUGCCACGCCGGUGGUGCCGGAGUCUGCGGUCGACUUUCUGCACAACUACUGCAAGAGCCUUAGCAUGUUGCCCCAGCACCCACCGCUGCUAAUGGAUGGUGACACAGUUUUCGAGGUGUGCAACCACGGCGACCUUGCGUUACUGGCCAAGGUGAUGGACACCUUCGAUGGCUGUUUAGCCCCCGUUCUCCGCGGACAGACGUUGCUCACCGAUCGAAGCGCUGGCGGCAGAAGCGUGAAUGAGGCGCAGCUGAACGCAGCGGGCGUGGCGGCUCUCACCAGCGCGACGCCGCCACAAAUCUCCAGUCGCAACCCAUCCUCGCCCUUCAUCGGAGCGGCGCCGUGCUGCUCUUCCAGCUUCCUCUCGCUGGGAGGAGACACUAGCGCUCACACCAUUGCGGGUGCCUCAUGUAAGGGUAACGUUGGGCGUCAUUCGCACACGCUGUCACCGGAGCCGUUCUGGUGGAGCUGUCCGCCGCAGAACGUACAUCGCCUGAUGUUCGUCGCCGUCUGGAUUGGGUAUCGUGAGGUAGUCGAGGAAAGCAGCGGCUCUGGUCGUCGUCGCCGUGCGGUGAGCAUCUCAAACGAGAACCGAUUGAUGAUGACCACCAUCCGGCAGCUGCAAGAGUCGCGGGCGGCUGCACAGAAGCUAGACUCCACCAUCUGGUCCGGCCACCUUAUCACCAUCACAAAGCUGCUCUCGCAGGAGUGCUCCUUGGAAGACUACAUGGACUUUGUGGAAGAGGGCGGCUACUUCUCCUUCACCUCCCCUCACGGUUUCUCUGGGGUGUUCAUCUCGGUAUUGGUGUCCGGCACCAUGGCGGCUGCACUGGUACAGGAACCGGCCAUGUUGCGAAUGCUUCGGCGCAAGGUGGAGACGCUGCUGGUCGAUGUACCCGGUCGUUCGUCGCCGCUGCGCACCUACGUGAUGGGUAGUCCGAGCACGCAUGCGGAGCGCUUCAGAGAUCUGUGGCUAGAUGCUGGGUGCCACCGGGUUGCCAAUACUGACGGCGACAACACCGAGACGGACGACUCUGAUCAUGCGGAUGGCAUCGGAAGAGGAGGGCCCCGACCCGUUAAGUUCCGCUCCCGAGUCGAACUACUAUACUACGCCGUCGUCGAGCAGGUCGCGGCGGCAGCAGAGGAGGCCUGGAAGGUGCAUGGGGCCGAGGGGGGUCAUUCAAUCAAGACAACGGGAAGCAGCGCUACCCCGUCCUCGUCGCUGUGGCCCUCCGGUGCAACCAAGACGGAAUCCCUGACGGCGCUGCAGGGCUGGCUGCUUAUGUGGAAGAACUUCCUCGCAAGCCUUCAUGACCGCACGUCGCACCGGGGCAACCUCAGCUACAGUAGCGCAUCAUCGCAGAUACUACAGCAGGAGCGGCAGGAACGGUCACAACACAUCCCGAACAGCGGCGCAGAGAGCUCCCUCACCACGGACGGCACGUCCCCACCCCUGACCCCCACGACCGCAUCGCAUCACCAGCAUACCGCGAGCACCGAGGACCUCUUCAGCGAUGACGCGAACGAGACGGUGGACAUCGUGCAACGGGUGUACCACACCCUCGCUGAGCGACUCGAGAGAGGCCAGGAGCCCCUGCCGGCGCUGCGACGUGUCCUGUUCCCGAACGGCACCAACGACAUGGAGAUCGGCACCCCGACUGCUGGCACGUCGGUGCACGUGGGCGAGGCCCUUCCGGUCUCCUCCACUGACCAGGAGUUCGCUGCCGCGCAGCACGCCUUUGCCGCGGCGGCCGAAAAGGAGAGCAAUGAAGUGAAACUCAAGUUCUACGCCCUCUUCAAGCAGGCAACGAUCGGUGAUGUGAAUACGAACCCCCCUGGCAUCUUCGACUUUGCCGGGAAGGCGAAGUGGGACGCCUGGUCGAAGCUGAAGGGGAUCAGCUCGCUGGACGCGAAGCGCAUGUAUGUGAAUGAGUACAAGAUGAUGAUGAGCCUGCGCAAGCCCCAUGAGUAG